Messenger RNA from Strongyloides ratti, 501 nucleotides. RefSeq names its product MSP domain and PapD-like domain-containing protein. The transcript has a single exon. The coding region runs from base 1 to 501 and encodes 166 amino acids. The record is from RefSeq and is a predicted model, not a curated record. Lineage: Eukaryota; Metazoa; Nematoda; Chromadorea; Rhabditida; Strongyloididae.
AUGUCUGUUAAAUUACGAAAUGUGGGAGAUUUUAUAAAUAAAGUAGGUGAGUCAGACUUUCAAAUAAAAAUUGAACCAGAAAGAAGGCUUGUUUUUGAACUUUCUGAGACAACCCCUAUAUAUAAAUGUAUUCAAGUAAUGAUAGAAAAUACUACAGAAUAUUAUCAAACAUUUAAAGUUAAAUGUACAUCAAUGGAAAUUUUUAAAGUUAGACCACCAAUUGGUUAUAUAGAACCAAAAAAAAAUGCAACCAUAUCAGUUGUUUUUUCAAUAAAAAAUGAUAAAACUGUUCCUGAAUGUUUUAAGCAUUAUUUUGCCUUUUAUCAUUCUAAAUUACUUGAAUUAAAACCAAGAAAAGAUCCAGAAUUUACUAAAGAAUUAAAAGAGUAUUGGAGUAAAUUGAAAAAAUUUGAUGGAGUCCGAAGAAUGUGGUGUAUUUUUUUAAAAAGUGAUGGAACUGAAUAUACACCAUUAUCUGAUAAUAAUAAUAAUAAUAAAUGA